This is a messenger RNA of Helianthus annuus (common sunflower), 2325 nucleotides long. Its product is annotated as pollen receptor-like kinase 4. The record is from RefSeq and is a predicted model, not a curated record. Gene Ontology annotation, molecular function: ATP binding; protein binding; protein kinase activity. The coding region runs from base 188 to 2032 and encodes 614 amino acids. Gene Ontology annotation, biological process: protein phosphorylation. The transcript has 3 exons. NCBI's taxonomy places the organism in Eukaryota, Viridiplantae, Streptophyta, Magnoliopsida, Asterales, Asteraceae.
UUAUUUCUUUGAUCCUAAAAUCUCUCAUCUUUCUCUCUCUAAAAAAUCUAUUCCCCCCUCUCUCUAGAUUUUGUCCUUUGUUCAUGCCCACAAGAACCCUUCUCAUCUUCAAGGUUUCUCCACCCACCUAUACCACCAAUCGUCAAAUCUCCAUCAUUUCUCCGGUGGGUUCGCCUCCGUCAUUGUCAUGACGGUGGCUCAAACCCGUUUACGCCUCCACCUUCAUGUUAUCGUCUUCAUCUCGAUUUUUCGCCACGUAAACGCCUUAGAAAACGACACCCUUCUCGAGUUAAAGGAGUCGCUUAUUAAUGGCGAAAAGUUAACCACUUGGAACCCAUCCACCUCCCCAUGCAACGGCAAUGAGCCGAAUUGGGAAGGUAUUCUUUGCGUGAACGACACCGUUUGGGGUAUCCGCCUCGAGGGGAAAGAGCUUCGUGGCAACAUCGAUACGAAAAUCAUCAUGAAUCUGCCAUCUUUGAUAACAAUAAGCUUUCAAAACAAUAGUUUAGAAGGUGAGUUUCCUAUGUUCAAAAGGUUACGUAGGUUAAGAAGUAUCUUCUUGACGGCAAACAAGUUUUCUAGAGAGAUUCCAACGGAUGCAUUUAAGGGGAUGAGGAGGCUCAAGAAGCUUUACUUGGCUAACAAUGGUUUCCGAGGUCAAAUUCCUUCGUCUUUGACUGCGUUACCGAGGCUGCGAGAUUUAAUGCUUGAAAACAAUCGAUUCGAAGGUGUGAUUCCGACGUUUGUGAGGGAUAAUUUGACGUUUGUUAACUUUGCCAACAAUCGUUUAUAUGGUCCGAUCCCUAAACGGCUUCAGCAUUUCCCCAAAAGCAAGUUUUCUGGUAACGCUGACCUUUGUGGACCACCGUUCGAGGAGUGCAAGGUGGAGAUCCCAGCCACCACCAUCAUCAUGGUAGCAUUGGUGGUGGUUGCAGCCUUCGCAGCGAUCACGGUAGCUUUCAUUAUCCUACAACUAUUCAGAACAUCUUCAACUCAAGUACCACCCUACAAGAAGGGAGCUUCAGCAGACCAUGAUCAAAUGGAGCAAGGUUGUGGCAAAGCCCCCGGCACGGUCGCUGCCAAGAAGGUUGACCUGUCUCUAACGUUGACCUUUUUGCAAGACGACACUGAAACUUUUGACUUGGCGGACUUGUUGAAGGCGUCCGCAGUGGUCCUUGGUGGUGGGGUGUUUGGAUCGAGCUAUAAGACCACCCUCAGUCGCCACAAAGUGCUAGUUGUGAAGAAGUAUAAUCAAAUGAAUAACGUGACGAAAGAUGAGUUUUACAAGCAUAUGAGAAAGCUAGGCAAGUUGAAACACGCGAAUUUGGUUCCACUUAUCGCAUUCUACUAUCGAAAAGAAGAGAAACUCUUUCUCGCGGACUACAUUGAAAAUAUAAGCUUAGCUGUUCAUCUUCAUGGUAUGCUAGAUAGACUAAGUUGGCCUACCCGGUUAAAGAUCGUAAAGGGCAUAGCGAGAGGGCUUUUACACCUUUACAAUGAGCUUCCGAGCCUAAUCACCCCUCACGGUCACCUCAAGUCAUCAAAUGUUUUAUUGAAUCAAGAGUUUGAGUCACUCCUCACAGACUACGGGCUAGUUCCCAUAACCAACCAAGAACACGCAAGAGAUGUGAUGAUCGCCUUUAAAUCACCUGAGUUCAGGAACCAUGGACGCAUCACAAAGAAGACGGAUGUAUGGAGUCUAGGGGUGUUGAUUCUAGAGAUCAUGACCGGGAGAUUCCCUGCAAACACUUUCCACUAUAGCAAAGGCGGUGACUUAGAGCUAACGAACUUUCUAGACUCCAUAAUGAAAGAGGAUGUGACGGUUGACAUGUUUGAUAAGGAAAUAGGCGCGUUCGACAAGCGUAACGAAGGGGAGAUGUUGAAGUUAUUGAAUAUAGGGUUGAGUUGUUGCGAACCAGAUGUAGAAAAGAGGUGGGACAUUAAAGAGGUUGUUGAUAGAAUAGAGAAGGUAAGAGAAAGUAAUGAUAAUGACAACAGUGACAAUGAUAAUGACAACAAUGACGGGGAUUAACGCCUCCUAGACAAAUGUUUAUGCUUAUGCAUCCAUCACUAUCAAGUGUGGUGAUCCUCCAUGGUUUAAGAUGGUAAUGUUUGAUGAAUCUAAAGGGCAUCUUCCAUGGAGUUUUGAGGUCCAAAUUGAAAGGCUAAAUGGUUCCCAUUGUUCUUGUUUCUUUGGCCUUUUAAAGGAGGUUACCUCCGUCAGGGUGAGCGAUUUCGUGUAGGCUUGUUUGGUUUGUAGAAUUCGUUAGAAUAUGAUACAACUGGAUUAUGAAUUCGAUUCUAUGUCCUAUUUGGGUUGAUAAA